UACGAAUUAAAUGUUAAAAGAAAACUCUUUCGCGACGCUCCACCUUCCCCCCUCCUCCCAAACCUGAUUGGCCGCCGCCGCCACCAACGCCCACGCUCCUGCCGUCGAUUUCGACAAUUGCGUCCAUGGAAGAUUUCGGCGGAGGGGAAGCAUUUGCUUCUGGGACGAAGGUAAAGAAACACAAGGGAAAGCAUGACAAGCCCAAGCCGUGGGAUGAGGACCCCAACAUCGAUCACUGGAAGGUUGAGAAGUUCGACCCUUCCUGGAACGAGUCUGGCAUGCUCGAAGUCAGUUCGUUCUCCACGCUUUUCCCUCAGUACCUUGAGAAGUACUUGCAAGAAGCAUGGCCUAAGGUGAAAAGUGCAUUGAAAGAAUUUGGAGUCUCAUGUGAACUUAAUCUGGUUGAAGGAUCAAUGACGGUUUCAACAACUCGAAAAACUAGGGACCCCUACAUUAUUAUGAAAGCUAGGGAUUUGAUUAAGCUUCUUUCACGCAGUGUCCCUGCACCUCAGGCAAUCAAAAUUCUGAAUGAUGAGAUGCAAUGUGAUAUUAUUAAGAUUGGAAACCUUAUACGCAACAAGGAACGAUUUGUAAAGCGGAGGGAACGCCUUUUAGGACCCAAUCUAUCUACUCUAAAGGCCAUUGAAAUCUUGACUGAAUGCUAUAUAUUGGUUCAGGGGAGCACAGUUGCAGCCAUGGGUUCAUUUAAGGGUCUAAAACAAGUUCGAAGAAUAGUAGAAGACUGCAUACAUAACCAGAUGCAUCCUGUUUACCAUAUCAAGACCCUUCUCAUGAAACGUGAACUUGCCAAAAAUCCAGCAUUAGCCAAUGAGAACUGGGAUAGGUUCCUUCCAAAAUUUAAAAAGAAGAAUGUUCAAAGGAAAGUAAAGGCUAAGGAGAAGAAACCAUAUACUCCAUUCCCUCCUCCUCAGCCACCAAGCAAGCUUGAUCUUCAAUUAGAAAGUGGUGAGUAUUUCAUGAGUGUCAAGAAGAAAUCAGCAAAGAAGUGGCAAGAAAAGAAGGAAAAGCAGGCAGAAAAAGUAGCUGAAAACAAGCGAAAAAGAGAAGCUGCUUUUGUCCCUCCGAAGGAACCCUCUCAAAUUUCUGAUUCGAACAAAUCUGACAAUGACAAGAAUGAUCUGUUUGCAAUGACAAAGUCCUUGAAGAACAAGGCAAAGGAAUUAAAAAUGCAUGAAGCCCAUGACAAUGUUAGAGCUGAUUCAUUCAUCGCCAAUGCUGAAAGUUCACGUCCCAAAAAGAAGUCCAGGCAUUCCUCAGCGUGACUGACAUCGAUAUCUAUCAUAUUAUCGUUUGAAAGAAUAGGAAAUGCUAUUGAUUAAGGGCACUGCUUUUAAGUUUUUUUUUUUGGAACGGAGAAAUUCAACAUCAGUGAGUGUUAGACAGAAAACCUGAUUUAAAAGAAUUUGUUGUAUGAAUUUUGCUUCUAAUUACACUUAUCUGUAUCGACUUCUUAGGACUUUGUAAUUAAAGUUUUUCAAGUAGAUUCCCUUUGUAUUCUGAAGAUUUUUUUGUCUUCCUGAAGAAAUAAAAACCUAUUUCAGAUUUGGAAGGCUGAGGAGGGAAUAUUAUCUCA
Molecule: messenger RNA, 1594 nt
Organism: Zingiber officinale
Lineage: Eukaryota; Viridiplantae; Streptophyta; Magnoliopsida; Zingiberales; Zingiberaceae
Product: KRR1 small subunit processome component homolog
Exons: 12
Coding region: 126-1283 (385 amino acids)
Cellular component (GO): nucleolus; small-subunit processome
Molecular function (GO): RNA binding
Source: RefSeq, a predicted model, not a curated record